AUGAAGGUGAUCGGAGCUGCCAAGCCGCGCCCGGCCGUCGCCUGCUACCUGUAUUCGGACAUUUGCGUCGCCGGGCUGAUGGAGCGUUUCGAAAACGGGGUCAUCAAUCUGGCCGGCCGGACGAAAGCGAGCUUGCAGAACGUCUUGCACCAGCGCAAUGGUGCCUGGCCCACGUCAACGCCCUAG
Verticillium nonalfalfae is the source of this 186-nucleotide messenger RNA. RefSeq lists its product as uncharacterized. The coding region runs from base 1 to 186 and encodes 61 amino acids. Lineage: Eukaryota; Fungi; Ascomycota; Sordariomycetes; Glomerellales; Plectosphaerellaceae. The transcript has 3 exons. The record is from RefSeq and is a predicted model, not a curated record.